AUGGAUGCUGCAAAGUUUGAUGAUAUAUUCAUGGGAAUGCUACAGCACUGUGAACAAGUGGAACCGUUCCUAGAUGCCAUGUUUAGUUUUUUAGCUCGAAGAACUGACUUCUUUCGGGUCAUGCAUUCUCGAGAUGACAAGAUGGGAUUCCCCCCUGGAGUUGCGGAGAAGAUUGUUUUAAAGGUGCGAUAUACAUCAUGUGUGUUUGGAUAAUAAAGGGUUUAGCUUAACUUUUGUUUGAUUAUCAGUACUGAGGUUCCUCUAAAGUAAGAUAAAUCUGUAGCGCUAAAAACGUGCUAUCCUCUUGCGAUAUAGGUACAUCACCCGGGGGGAGGGGGGUACUCGACCAAUAAUAUUUUUUGGAUAUAUGAGCCGCUGAGGGUUUGAAACGCUGACCCUGUUCAGGACAAAAAAAUCCUAAAAUACAUUCCCUGUCUAGGACAACACCCUCAAUUUUAUUACCCAGUUUUCGUAGGCAAUAUAUCUUGUUUCUAAUAGGUAUGGAUGGAAGCAAGGCUGACAGUGACCUUUUUUCGAUACAAACCUUUCUGUUUUAUUAUGUAAAUCACGUUAUCCUUAUGCUAACUAGUAUUUUUCAAGGACAAUUUCCAUAACAAAGCAAAGGAGGUUUGCAUGAAAACAAGGUCACCGUCAGCCUCACAUUGACUCGAAGGCUAGGGUACUAAGUUCACAACUGUAAAAUGGUCCAUUAGAUAGGACAGACUUGCGCGAAAUUAUAUACCCUGUUUAGGACAGAGAGGUCAAAAACCAUACCUAGUACAGCAGCACAUCCCUGUAUAGGUCAUAUAAAGGAGUAUCUCCCUCCUGGUAUAUUGCUGCCCUGGGGGAACACACCUUUAUUUGCACCUCUCUGAACAGGGUAUGGUGUUCAGGGUGUUGAGUCUUAAAGGGGUAUACAAUUUCACUGUUAGCAUCAUGAAUAGCUAGAUAACAGAAUACCCGCCCACUUACAUUAUUUUAACCUCAAAACAGGCCGAUAAUAGCUGCAUGGGUGGUUGCUACUAUUUUAACUACUGUUAUGUAAAGUUUAAUACAUUUAGACAUGUAAGUGCAUAUUGUUUUUUUUGUAAUUUUUUGAAUUCAUAGAUUUUCAAGAAAUACCAGGAAUUAGUCAAAGGAAAUCAAACGGAGAAGAAAAGUGCAGGUUCAGGAAAGGAUGAGAUUAAAGGCAGUGAAAAUGUAUCCACAGAAACCUCAAGUGAUCAACCUAGCUCUUCAGAUAAUAAUGUGAGUUGCUACAGUUUUGUUUUGUUUCCAAUGAAUUUAUAUACAUUCCUACAUGAAAAUGUUUAAUACAGUAGAACCUCUAUAACUCCGACCGGGAUAAAUCACACUCCCUGCUAACUCGAACUGAAUUAAGUCCUAUUUCCCUUGGAUUUCACCCUACUUGUCAGUCAUUUUUACUUGGUUAACUCAAACUCGGAUAACUCAAAGUCUUGGUUAAAUCAAACUAACUCAAAUUCCCCAUUAACUCAAACUAAAUUUCCCUUUCCUUGAUCAAAAUUUCACUGAAAUUUUCACUGGUAACUACGAAUUUUGGUUCUUGCUACCCCACUUGGAUGCCAUUCCCUUAGCUCUUCUUGUUGUAUAAUCAGUAACAACAUUAAAACUAACCCUACAGAAAUUUAAUUUUAAUUGGUGCAACAAAUAGAUCAUGCUUUUUCAUAGAAAUGCACAAUCAUAUCACCGAUUUUGAUGAAAUAAGUAAAGUUACAAUUGUACUAUGCACACUGAAGUGUUGAAAAAUCAGCAACUAUCAAUAAUUACUGAAAAUAAUGACAAAAUUAAAAUUCAAUCUACCCCAAUAACUUGAAUCCCCGCUCACUCAAACUGUUUUUCGUUUCCCUUCAGAGUUGAAGUUACCAGGGUAUAUUUUCAUAUGUAUGCAUGUUUGUUUGUAAGGAUCAGCAAUUAUUGUAAACCUAAGAAAACUAUGAACAUCUGAAAUAAUCAUAAAAAAGCUCAGGACUUACAACAAGCAGACCCAAAACCAGUGACAAAAUAAUUACCAUAAUUGCUUGUGUUUAGUUCUCUCAUACCUGAAUGGGUUUUUCCUCACAACACAAUAACAUUCCAGAAAUAUUUCUACACACUUCUGCAGGCCUCAUCACUUCCAUUACCACCAACUCCAUCUGUCUGCAGUACCACAGUUGAAGUAGAAACAUCAUCUUCCGAGGACCAAGCAGCUGCUCCAGUGCCAUUAUCAGAAUCUACUGCAGGUGCUUCCACAGUGUCAACGAGGUUAAUAAUAUGUUCAACCUUAUAGCAACUGCAUCAAAACUUAAAACAGACUCAACUAAUGAUCAUGAUAAAUUCAGUUAGUUUAGUUUAAUGUUGCAAAAAUCAACUAUUAAAUUGUAUUGUGAAACACAAGAGCUCAGCAUUUUUGUAGACAAAACAUAGCAAGGAAAUAUUUUGAAAUGUAACAACUCAUUUUACAAGAAAUCAAAUGACCACACUGUCUUGUUAAGACCUCUUCUGCCAUGUUGGAUUAAUUUGUCAUUGAUUAGGAAACAUUCAAGGAUAUGUUGUGGUUCAAUUUUUUCCUUGGUUUAAAUUACAUUUUCUUUUGUUUUAGGGUAUGGUUAUGUAUUAUAAUGAGUUUGAAACAAAAGAAAAUAAAAUUUAAACCAAGGAUAAAAUUGAACCACAACACAUAUCUCAGAAUAUUCUUUAUCUUUGUAAUGCCGCACACUUUCAAAUGAGUUUUUGGUAUGUUCUAAGUAUUUUUGACUUUUUUGCUGUCCAUCUUCAGACUUUUCAAUAAGACGUGACACCUGAGGAUUCUCUGGGGGUGUACUGUUAGCCCACAGAAAUUAUUAGAUUUAUUAUUUUUGUUUUCAUUCAUAGACACUCUGAUAAGAGACACUGGGGUGGCAUCCACCAGUGAACUCUCAGCCUGCAUGGACAAUAGAGCGGACUGGGCAGCCAGGCAACUAGCUCGGCUGAGGCUACCUGAAUGAAUGAAUGAAUGAAUGAAUGAAUGAAUGAAUUGUUAUUACAUUAGUUAUAUAUUUGUUUGAGUUACUGGUAUGUGAAUGUGUUAAAAAUUUUCAAUAUGUAUAGCUCAUCAGCUCAGCCAGAAAACAGCAAGAGCAGUGAUGAAGGUAAAGGAUUGAUGCCUGGCAAGUCAGCAGAGUGUUACAAUGGAGCAGUUCUUGACAGAUAUUCCUGGUCACAAACUAUAAAGGAUAUUGAAGUGAAAAUUCCAGUACCAAGUUCGAUAACUAAAGGCCGUGAUGUUGGGGUGGAAAUUAAGACAUCACAUUUAAAAGUUUGGUUAAAUAAAGACAUCUCUCCAGUGACAGGUAUUUUAAGUGUAUCUUAGUGUCAUAAAUUGGUUAAAUAAGCAAAAAUGGUAUAGAGAGCUUCAGGGGCUUCUUCAGUCUUGAUCUCCUACCAAUUUGUUCCCUUAUUCUCCGUCUAGUACUGAGGUCAUCUUUUCUAGUUGAUGUUUUCUAGUACUGAGUUGAUGUUGAUGUUGUGCAAUUAAAUAUUUAUUUCCAUGCAAAAAAUUGUAAAUGGAUUUGUAAAUAAUGAAAAUGAAUGCAGACAUAUCAUUAAUAGAAACAUGAACAAAGGCCUUAUUAACUGGUAACAAUCAUCUUCACUAUUGUUAAAAGGCCUUUGAUACUGAAGAUCAUCCAAUUUUUCUGUUCAAUUGAACUACAGCACUUUGGUACCCAAAGCAAAUCUCUAGACUUGCUUGAGGCAUACUUUAUCAGCAUUCAGUCUUGCAAUCUUGGUCCUCUGUAUGGACAGUGGUUGUCUAGCACAUAUUGACUGAAAGGUAUUCUUUACAGGUAGCAAUGUUCUUGUUGAUGGAAAGCUUCAAAGAACCAUAAAAUGUGAAGAUUCUAUGUGGUUACUGGAAAGUGGAAAAUUUAUAAUUGUCAACCUGGAAAAAAGAGAAGAGAGGUUUUGGACAGCAGUUUUAGAAGGAGAUGCUGAAAUAGACAAGACUAAGGUUGACACGACUAGAGACAUUAGUGACUUUGAUGAACAAACUCAGAGUGAUUUUGAACAUGUUAUGUAUGAUCAUCGUCAAAAACUUCAAGGAAAACCAACCAGUCAGGAAUUGGUUAGUACUGUGUUCAUGUAACUUGUGUACUGUGCAGACUUUCAAGAGUAUAUAUCACGGGUUUAUUUCUUUCAUAGUACAUGUACCUCUUUUUCUGUCUUUUUCGUUAGAUUUAGCCAUUUAAUGGUUAAGAACAUAGAAUGCAUGGUGACUUAAUUGAGAUUUUCAAAAUCAUGAACAGCUUUAUAGUAAACUAUGGCCAAAAUAUGUUCAGGAAGAAUGUAUCUUACCAAACUCCUAAUCUUACAGUCAUUUCACUUCAUUCUUUAAGAACAGCGCAUGACUUUUUUAGUAAUAGAGUUAGCAAAUACUGGAACCCCCUACCGUUAGGAGUCCAAUGUGCAGCAAUUAUCGACACAUUUAAGGCUGGUCUCGAUUGUUUUAAAUCAUCGCAACCUGGUUUAAAUGGUUUCUGGGAACUAUCAGACUGGAACAAAUCUUUAAUAGAAUUACCAAUAAAAGUGAACAUGUGAAAUAUUUAUUAGCUAAUUGCAAUGUUGCAAUGUGGCAAAAUAUCUUGUUUUAAUUGUUAUUGUUUUUCUUUUUUAUAUAUACAUAUAUACCUUAGUCUUAGCUUUUUAGAAUUUAAUUUCUAUUACAUGAUAAUAAAUAAUUUUGUAAAUAGUUUUUAUCAAUGGAGAUAUCUGGUUAUAAAGUUAUCUUAAGUAGUUGUAUGCUCAAAAUAAAAAGGUUUCACUGAAAUUCUGGGUACUUUGCAUAACCCAUUCUUCACUUUCUUGUAAACAUGUACAUGUUAACCAACUAAAUUUUUGUGUAGAGAAUUUGAAUGUGAGCAAACCCACACUGAACCAUCCAGUAACUACUUUUUUUACAGGAUUUGGUCAGACCUUAAUAAGUUGAUCCUCGUAGAUGUGAUAAUUUUCUGAUAGUUGUUGUUAAGUUGCUUUUUAUUCACUUUCCAACUUAGAAAACGCACGAGCUUCUCAAGCAAGCCUGGAAUGCAAAAGGUUCACCAUUUGCUGGCACAGAAUUUGAUCCAUCAAAAGUAAACAUAUCACCAAGUUAUGGAUAAAACAUCAAGAAAUGUUAUAGGCCCUUGCCUUGUUGGUGUAUGGACUAAGACAAGAAGAAAGCAAUUCACUUAUUGACUGCUUGGACAUCAAGAAUAAACUGUCAUUGUCUUAAUUUUGUGUCUGCUGUAAAAUGGUCACCUAUUGGUUGACAGUCAAUCAACUGUCGCUGCAGAAAACUAGACUAAAGGGUCAUUGUCUAGAGUAAGAGGGUUUUGUUGUUUCAGUUUUUUAAUCAAUAAGGGAUAUAACUCCCAGCAUCAUCACAUUUUCGACGUAUGACAAUAGCUUCAACCCUUUCUAUACUACUACUCUUGUCAGAAUGUGUUUCUUGACAAAAACAUACUUAGGUACUAUUGUGUUAUUAUCUCAAGGUAGCUAAAUCAAAAUGUGCCUCUAGAACUGCUUUUCUGGUCUUUAUGGGAAGGCAGUAAACUCCACCUCAAACCAUUCAGUGCGUUAGAUUUAAAAAACUUUCAGUUUCAGUGGAUGCCACAAGUGCCCCUUUAGUUCCUUCCACAUACCUAAUGGCUUGAACACAGUAAGUCAUGUAGAUCAUUAUGCCUACAGCCAGAAAAAUCCCUGUUGUAAGCUUUUGUAAAAGUGGAAAAACUAUGGUGUAGUUACAAGUAGGUUUUGCCAAGCAAGGGUGAUUUUCACAUGGUCUUAACCUAAUAACAUUUACAGAUUAAUGGAAAUUAUGAUAUUGUUUUAUUUACAUAUAAACCUGGUUAAUUCUGUUCCUGUUCAUUUUGUUGUAAAAAAACAAUGGUCCUUCUCUAAGAAAAAUUAAUGAAAAAUAAAAACGACAUAAGCUUUAAAUAUUAGUACUGAAAAGCUGCAAGUGCAUGAAGGAAAUUUAUGAUAUAAAGAAAGAGAGAUCAUUGUGAUUUUGGACAAGUAAUAUAAAGUUAUUGCCCUAGGCCUUAACUAACCCAAGU
This is a messenger RNA of Porites evermanni, 6074 nucleotides long. NCBI's taxonomy places the organism in Eukaryota, Metazoa, Cnidaria, Anthozoa, Scleractinia, Poritidae. The record is from the annotation of a GenBank genome assembly.